AUGACUCAAUGUGCAAACAAUCCUGCCAUAUCCGGUUCAAAUUCCCGCCUUAUAUUGUCGCGCGUACUGCUCGCCGUCGCAUACCUUAUCGCGGUCGCCGUCGCAGUCCUCUCCUUCUCCCCGCAACUCCGCCUGGCGGAGCGGCGAGCAUCGCCUGCUCGGGGCGGCGGGUCAGGCGUUGAAUACGGGCAAGAGGAUGUCGAGGGGCGGUACGGAGGCCGUCGAGCGCGGCGAUUGGAAGACGAAGAGGCCGCAUUUAACGCGAGCUUCGACUUUAGUCUCAACGAGACGUGGAAGGAGGGAUUCUUCAACAUGACGCUCGAGAUCGAGAAGUGGCGGGCUGGCGGCGGCUGUGAUCGUUUUCGUGAGCGCUUCUCGUCGCACCUCCACGUGGACUUGCUGCAAGACGACGACCCCGCCUCCUGGCCUCCCAACCCCUCGCUCCAGCCGCUGUCGCUGCCCGAGUGUCCGCGGAUACAGCAGCGGCAUGUGAGCGUGCGCGUGCAGCCGCCCUUCGUGUGGUUCGGGCAGCGCUUUGGCAACCGCCUGGGGCUGGAGGGCUCUCACACGUGCGCGCACUGCGGCCUCACGUGCACGUUCUCCUGGGAGGAGCAGGUGGUGCCUCGCCCCGACGUGCUGCUCUUUGUGCGCCAGUACGGCCCUCUCAAGGAGGCCGAACAACGGGCCAUGGAUGCGCUGACCACACGGCCUCCCCACGAGCGGCCGCUACUGGCCCUGCUGGACCCCGAGGCAGCCCCCACGGGCGCCACAGUGCCCGACCGCGAGAUCUUCUCCCCGUGGGUGCCCCCGGAGCAGCGCGCGCAGUGGGACGUGCUGGUGGGGUACCACCGCGACAGCGACGUGCAGAUCACCUAUGUGGGCAUGAACGAUGACGAGGCGCGGAAAGACCUCGUCUCCAACAUCAAACUCGCUGGUGUGCCGCUGUACCGUGCAGGGUCGCAGCAAGCGCGUAGGGGAGUGCCGCUGUACCGUGCGGGGUCGCACUGUUCUGUGCACUGGAGGGAGGCGAUGGUGAAGGACAUUCUGCGCGUGCACACCACGUGGGCGGCAGGCGUGGAUUCUGGCAAGUCAACGUUCACCUCUCCUGUCAUUGUGUUGCCCCUCGUCCCCUCCUCUCCGGCCCUCCCCACCCGACACCCCACUCUUCCUCCACCCCAUCCUCACGCGCCCUGCAGCACGCCUCUGGACAAGUGGACAGCGCGCACACACUGUGUGGAGUCGAGGUACAAGUUUGCCAUCGCCGUGGAGAACAGCGAGCGGGAGAGCUACGCCACUGAGAAGCUCUUUAUUCCCUUCGAUGCCGGUCAGUCGCUGCCCUGCCUUCCCCCUCGCCAACCCCCUCUCCCCUCCCCUCCUCCUACCCUGUCCCCCACUUUCCCCCUUUUUGUCCCCUCUUCCCCCCUUCUGCCCCGCCUUCUUCCGCUCUCAUCCGUUUUGCCCCCUAAUCACUCCCUGUCUCUGCUUGUUCCCCAACAAUACACUUCUGUCAGCACCACCCUUCCGCAGUCGCCACUCUGCACCUCACUGCACCGCCCUUGCCUCCCAUAUCUCCAGGCACGGUACCGGUGCACUAUGUAUGCUCCGGUAUAG
Messenger RNA from Closterium sp. NIES-65, 1611 nucleotides. NCBI's taxonomy places the organism in Eukaryota, Viridiplantae, Streptophyta, Zygnematophyceae, Desmidiales, Closteriaceae. The record is from the annotation of a GenBank genome assembly.